AUGCAUGGUCCCAAAGAACUGGGGAGUGAACUCCCCGGUUUUGAAAUCCCUGAUGUUGAAGAUAAGUCAAAGGAUAAAUCAGCACCACAGAAAAAGCAGAAGAAAGGGUCGGGAGGUUUUCAGUCAAUGGGUUUUAAUUUUCCGAUCCUCAAAGGAAUUACUAAAAGAGGUUAUAAACAACCUACACCGAUUCAGAGAAAAACUAUACCUAUAGCACUAGAGAACAAAGAUGUUGUUGCUAUGGCCCGUACAGGAUCUGGUAAAACAGCUUGUUUUGUUUUACCCAUCUUAGAGAAACUUAUGUCACCUGGUAACAAACCAUUACAUGGGAAAAAUUUGCGGGCCCUGAUAUUAUCACCUACAAGAGAGUUAGCUUUACAGACAUUGAGGUUCGUCCGUGAGUUAGGAAAGUUUACAGGACUAACUUCGGCUGCAAUUCUUGGUGGAGAAUCUAUCGAACAACAGUUUGGUGUUAUGUCUGGUUCCUCUCCCGACAUUGUUGUGGCGACGCCCGGACGAUUCUUACAUAUAUGUAUAGAAAUGAGUCUUAAAUUAGAUAAUAUCAAGAUUGUGGUAUUUGAUGAAGCUGAUAGACUUUUCGAACUUGGUUUCGGUGAGCAGUUACAAGAAAUUGUCGCUCGUUUGCCAUCCAGCCGUCAAACUUUAUUAUUCUCGGCUACAUUGCCUAAAAUGUUGGUGGAAUUUGCGCGCGCCGGUUUAAGUGAUCCAGUUUUAAUUAGAUUGGAUGUUGAUUGGAAGCUGCCAUCAACAUUAUGGCUAGGAUGGAUAUAUGUGAGAUCAGAAUUAAAGACUGCAGCAUUACUAUUAUUACUUGAUAGAGUUUUGACACCUACUACACCUCAAGCAGUAGUGUUUGCUGCAACUAAACAUCAUGUGGAAUAUUUACACUUGAUACUCAAUAAAGCUGGUAUAACAUCAACUUACGCAUACUCCGGGCUCGAUCCAUCCGCACGUAAGAUAGCCCUUGGGAAGUUUACCAACAAAAAGUGUUCAGUGCUUCUAGUUACCGAUGUGGCCGCCAGAGGUCUCGAUCUACCGUCCUUGGAUACUGUCAUUAACUAUAACUUUCCCGCCAAACCAAAACUCUUUGUACAUAGAGUUGGUCGUAGUGCUCGAGCCGGUCGCUCAGGCCGUGCGUUGUCGCUGGUGUGUGCGGAUGACGUCGCUCAUUUACUCGACCUUCAUUUAUUCCUCAACGCCACGUUAAUAGAACCCUCGCAGGUGAAUGAAUGCGGUACAUCUUGUCCCAGUGGUGUUUGGGGCGUAGUUCCACCAGCGGCGCUUGAGAUGCGACAUCAAGACGUAAUCGCUUGGGAGAGAGACUAUUCAGAGAUUGAAGAGGCGAGUCGUAUAUGCGGCCGUGGUUGGCAGCAGUACAUAAAGUGGAGGGAGGCGGCCUCGGCUGAAGCUAACAAGAGGUCAAAGGUCACACCAAGACCAACACUACCACAUCCCUUCCUUGUAGAUGAAAACGAUCAAACAACGAUAGCCUUGGUCGAACAAAUUAAGAACUACACACCAAAAGGAACAAUACUUGAAUUGGCUGGCAAAAACGACUCCCCAAUGUACCUCGCUAUGAAAGCCAAGAGACGGGUCCACGGUAAAAUGGUGCAGAAAACAAGGGAAAAUAAAAAUAAUGCUGACGACGGUUUACUACAAGAUGUGACAAAUAACGAAGCAAAGGACAAAGGAAAGAAAAAUAAAAAAACUGUCCAACGAGAUGAAAAUUAUAUACCACACUUUGCUAGCGAUCAACACACAGAGGCAGGUAUGGCGGUUAACUUUGCGGCUAGCGCGUCGAGUGCAGAGCUGGAAAUGAGAGGCGACUGUGAUACGUCGGUGCGGCAACAUCGCGUUCAGAUGAAGUGGGACAGAAAGAGAAAGAAGAUGGUGCACGUCGACCCUGACGGCGGUCGUAAGAUGAUUCGUACUGAGAGCGGAGGUCGAGUUCCUGCCUCAUAUAGAAGCGGGCGAUACGACGCGUGGAGGAAACGGAACGAACCCGACACGAUAGAUAACGAACAACCAACUAGCAAUGGACCUAAACCUGUGUCCGAGUUCAGACCGCGCUGGGUGAAACACAAUGAGAGAGUCGCCAAGAAAAAGGCAGAGGCUUCGUCUAAAGAGUUCCGAGACAAACAACAGAUCGUCAAGGAGCGGUUGAGGAAAGAAAAAAUAAAGCAGAAACUGAAACACAAAAUGAAGCUUAAAAAGAAAAAGAAAUAA
Danaus chrysippus (African queen) is the source of this 2247-nucleotide messenger RNA. The record is from the annotation of a GenBank genome assembly. NCBI's taxonomy places the organism in Eukaryota, Metazoa, Arthropoda, Insecta, Lepidoptera, Nymphalidae.